This is a messenger RNA of Meriones unguiculatus (Mongolian gerbil), 6948 nucleotides long. It is a transcript of the gene Edaradd, whose product is annotated as EDAR associated via death domain. Bases 530 to 1147 code for a protein of 205 amino acids. Gene Ontology annotation, biological process: signal transduction. The transcript is spliced from 6 exons. Gene Ontology annotation, molecular function: protein binding. Lineage: Eukaryota; Metazoa; Chordata; Mammalia; Rodentia; Muridae. The record is from RefSeq and is a predicted model, not a curated record.
GUUCAAACAUCAGAUCGCCGGCAGGCGUCUCAGCCCGGGCCUGUGCAAGGAGCACGCUGGGAGCGCUUUGGUGUCCCAGCUGAGGGAGAGAUUAGGGAUCAGGAAAGCCACCCGCGUGCGGCAGCCGGUACAAAGCUGGCUGAAAGGCCCUCCCAGCUGCGAUCGCGUGGGACCCCCGUGGUGGGACCUGCGUACUAGGUCCUAGGUACUGGCAGGACACGUGUUCUGGGGGGCCCCCCUGGCAGGUCCUCUCAUGCGCAACCGCAACCUACGGAAUCCUCUCCAUACUUUUGGAGAGACGCUCACGCCGGGAAGGGGCUUUGCUAAUUGCAGGAAGUGAGCACUGGAAAGAAGUGGCAGAGAGAUCAAGAGGAGGAGGGAAAAGAAGAAGGAGGAGCAGCGGGGCAGAGCGCAGAGCCGGAGAGUCGCGCAUUGCCAAGGCAGGAGGUUGGGUCCCCAAGGAUCCUGCUGUUAUCUGGGGUACCAGACGCGGCCCAUCCCUGCUGUCCUCUCGCGGUCUCCUCCUCUCAUGGCGUCUCCGGAUGACCCUCUGCGCUCAGAUCACAUGGCAAAGGAGCCAGUGGAGGACACAGACCCCAGCACUUUAUCCUUUGCCAUGUCAGACAAGUAUCCUAUUCAAGACACCGGCCUCCCUAAAGCCAAGGAGUGUGACGCAGUCACUUCCAACUGUCCGUCAAAUUCCGAUGAUCAGCAUCAGGGAGAAGAAAAUGACUUUCCAGACAGCACUGGAGAUCCCCUUUCAGGUGUCAGCAGAAACCAGCGGUGUAAGGAAGGCUGUUCCUGCUCCUCCUGCUCCCCCAGGGUCCCCACCAUCAGCGACUUGCUCAAUGAUCAGGACUUGCUAGAUGUGAUCAGGAUAAAGCUGGAUCCCUGUCACCCGACCGUGAAGAACUGGAGGAAUUUUGCCAGCAAAUGGGGCAUGCCCUACGAUGAACUGUGCUUCCUGGAACAGAGGCCCCAGAGCCCCACACUGGAGUUCUUAUUCCGGAACAGCCAGAGGACUGUGGGCCAACUGAUGGAGCUCUGCCGGCUUUACCACAGGGCUGACGUGGAGAAGAUCCUGCGCAGGUGGGUGGACGAGGAGUGGCCCCACCGGGGACCCUCGGACAGUUCCAUGCCCUUCUAGCAUCCCCUUCCAUCACGGGCCUUUGGCUUGCUGGACCAGCAUGAGUCACUUGGGAGGAUGUGCCUUUUCAGACGAGGAGGUGGAAUGGGCAGCGGUUGUCCCUGAGGCUGGUGGCUUGUGGAAGGAUGGGUUCUGUUUCGGUGGCAGGUGUUUCCUUUUUUGCACAUCUGUUUUAAUUUAAUAUUUGAACCUGGAGUUGGGGGAGGAUGUUUUGUAGGUCACAUAGGGCCAAAGCCUAUGUUUGGGACCAGAAUCAUGCCAAGGUGGAAAGAAAAUGACCCUCUCCUUAAAUACUGUCAAAGACUGCAGUGGGAUCCCAAACUGUCAAUGGCUCUGGAUAUGGCCACAUUAUACAAUGCAGAACCUCUGCAUUCCCAGCCAAGCGAAAGAUGGCGUGGAGAAGCCGCCCUGGCCUGUGCAUGGUUACUGUUUCUGUUGUAAAAGGCUUAGGAGAUGAAAAAGAUACUGUAUGAGGUGGCCCGGGUUCAAGGGUCAUCCCUUUUAUUCAAACAGUUUUGUCAACUAUGGGCCAUCAUUGGACUUAGUAUUUUUAAAAGAAAUGCAAAGUGUGUGGUUUGUGGGAGAGCAGAGAGGGUUAGUGUCAUGGGAAUGGUAUUGACCAUAGUAUUCAAUAUGCCCUGGGGAGAUGGCUCAGUGGUUAGAGUGCUCACCAUCCAGGCAUGACGGCCACCGAGAUGAGGGGAUGAUGUGGCAGCCGCCUGUAAUGCCAGCAUUCAGAAGCUACACUAGUCACGUGGGUGAGUUUCAGGUUCCCCCCGAGAGACUCUUUUCUCAGUGAACGGCGUGGACAGCCCCUGAGGAAAACUCCCGGCAUCAGCCUUGGGGGUCUGUGUGCGCACAUGCUCAUACACGUGCUCCAACAACAACACGCGCGCACACUGCCUGCUUGUUACCCGUCCUCUCUCUUUGCUAGCCUAGCCUCUGGUGGUGAGCUACAAGCUGGUGAGAGACCCUGUCUCAAAGCAAACAAGCUGGACAGUGUCCUGAGGAGCAGCGUCAGAGGUGGUGCUCUGGCUUCCGCACGCACGAGUGCUCAGAAGAGCACAGACCUAUCUGCAGAUACACUUGUUACAUUAAAAUAAACAGAAAGGGAGAGAUGAACGCAGAAGGUGAUUUUCUAAACCACCUGGUUUUUGUUUUGUUUUGUUUUGUUUUGUUUCCUCAUAACGAUUAGGUUUUCCCCUUAGGUUGUUGGUAAGUAAAACCAGCUUCUCACCCACUGUGAACUCUAAUCAACCAAGUCUACAAUGAUGCUUGUCCAUCACCCCUGGUUCACUUCUAAUCACACCUACUCAGCUUCCCUGCUCAGAUUUAUCACACGUCCACUUUACUUAAAGCCCCAUAUGUUAAAAGUGACAGCUAAUGAUCAAAUGCAGACAUUUAAAUGCUUUUUAAAUUUUGUUUGGAUGUUUUGCCUGAAUGUACAUCUGUGCGCCAUGAACACGCAUGGGGAGGUUAGGAGAGGGUAUCGGACACCCUAGAACUGGAGUCAGAGGCGUUUAUCAGCCUCCGUGCAGGUGCUGGGUACUCAUCUUCUGCAAGAGCAGCCAUUAACUGCAGAGCCGAUCUCCCCAACCCCUAACUGCAGAAGUCAUGUGCAUUGUGGACCUGAUCUAGGCUACCUGCAGAACUUGACAGGGGGAGGGGCCGUCUAACAUUUCACAGAUGUGAUUGGUUGCCUUGCUUUCUCAUUAAGCUGUUCUCACGGGCUCUCCCAGCCCAAGCUGCUCUCACACUCACUGUGUAGCAGAGGAUGACCUUACAUUUCUGGUUGCCUGCCUCUGCCUUCCGAGUGCUGGGGCACCACGUCUGGUUUUGCUCUGGAUCCUUAGAGCAGAAGCAGCUGUAGGGAAAUGAGAGGGCUUUGGAAAUCACUCUGCAGGAAGGAACUCAGAGGUAAGAGGGACAAUGGAGCAUUAGGCUAUGCCAGCCCUAGCAUACCAGUGUAUCUAAUAAUUCCCCAGGGCUGACCUAUGUCUUGUUGACACUGUCUGGUCAGGUGUUUCCAGAAAGCCCCUUCCCUCCCAGCUCCACCCAAGCGGACUUGUCACUUCAUCCCAGUUUGUGACCACCACAGAGGAAAUGGAGCGUGGGGAACCCCCGUUCUGUUCCCUUUCAUCAGCCUCCUCCUACCCCUUCUCUGAGCCUGCCUUUCCCUGACAGAGAGAAAAGAAGGGAGGAGAAGAACUCCAACUCUUUGUGCCUGGUGAGAAGAUAUUAAAAUACCUUUGUUCCUAAACACUCCCUCGCCCAGAUGGGCUGAGGUGCCUCAGAAGGCCAGAAGGCGCAGGGAGGAAGGGUGUGCCUCUCUACCCACGUCCUCAGCUCAGUAGAAGCCCUGCUCCACCUAAAGCCUCAGGCCGGACUCUGGUUUGGAACCCAGCAGCUGAAAUGAUGGCUUCCAACUCUCUUCUGUGGGACAAAACAAAAAACAGAAACAAACAAAAACCAAUUCCUAAUGGUUUUUAAACCAGGAACUAAGAUAAAAAAAAUCUCCCCAUAGAAACCACCACAAUUCAUUCAUGGGGAUUAGGGUAUUACAAUAGGGUUUCAUAUAGCCCAGAUUCUUCUUAAACUUGAUAUAUACCUGAGGCUGGUCUUGAGCUUAGGAUCCUCCUGAAUUCAUCUCCUGAAUGCUGGGGUUGCAGGGAUGUGCUACCAUGCCCACCCAAACUUGAGUCCCAUAUACCACAAUCUUCCAGAAUGAAUAUUUUCCGUACCUGGCCUGGGGCAGCCGAUUCUGAGGAAAAGUUUCCAGCAAUUCAGCCUCCAAGCUGAACCCAUCAUGAUGCAUCUCUAGAACACGGCUCUGGUUGUUAGGCAUCCCCUGAACUUGCCUUUCUAGGCAAGUUCAAAACUAGAUCAAAACUGUCAAGCAGGGCUGGAGAGGUGGCUCAGCAUUUAAGAGCACUUGCUGCUCUUCCAGAGGACUUGGGUUAGGGUCUCAGCUACCCACAUGGAGUGGCUCAGGACUGCCUGUAAUACUAGCUCCCGGGGAUUUGACACCCUCUUCUAGCCUCCCGUGAUACCCACGAACACAUAGAAUACACUCACACAAACACACACAAGCGAACCUCUGAGAGGCAAUCUCAAGUGAGGGCUGAGAAUGUAGCUCUGUUGGUAGAGAGCUUGCCUAGCAUGCCAGAAGCCCUGGGUUUGAUCCCUAACUUGGCACAAACCGUUGUGGCGGAACAUGCCUGCAGUUCCAGCCCCUGGGAGUGAAAGCAGAGGAUCAGAAAGUUCAGAGUCACCCUCAGCUACAAAGUGAGUUGAAGCCAGCCUUCGAUAUAUGAGACCCUGCUUCAGAAACAAAAAUGCCAUGCAAGCCACGUGUGCUGGUGCGUGACCGUCACCCCAGCAUUUUCCUUGCGAGGCUUGUUGGGAGCAUGGCAUCAGCGGAGAGAAAUGUGCUGGGAGGUUUCUUCAAGUUCACUCCGACUCUAAACGUAAAACAACUUUGAUCUGUGUUGCAUAAACAAAGCCAAGGAGGAGUCUUGGCUGCAGUACAAAUCGGCUUGCUGGAAGUUAACUUUAUAACCAGUAAGUUCUACAGAGACAUGCGGACCCUGGCGCUUCACGGGGCAGAGAGCAGUGAGCAAGGAGGUCACCUUGCCACCAGUAUCUGUUUUUAUCAUUUUGAGUUAUGUGUCUGCGUGUGAGUGUGUGCACAUGAGUGUAGGCCUUUGUGGGGACCAGCGGCGUGAGGUCCCCUGGAGCUGUCAUUACAGGUGGUUGUGAGUUGUGGGAGUUGGGAACUGAACUCACAUCCUCUACGAGAAUAGUAUGAGCUCUUAACUGAUGAGCCGUUUCUCCAUCCCAUCAUCAUUGACCCUUGAGGACUUUCCAUUCUUGGGAACCUGUGAGCAUGAUAUAAGCUGCUUGGGAUGAGGUUGCUUUCCAAUUCCAAUGUCGAAAUCUCCCCAGCCAUGUUUCCCAAAAUAUUUUUCUUUAAGCAAAAUUUCCAUCUGUAAUGUUCUGGUGCUGAGGCCGUAUAGCAUAUACUUUAUUUGGUUGCACUCGUGAAUAGUCAGAUGAAAGGGGAGGACUCAAAGCCACACUGGACAGCUGUAUGCAGAGGGACAGACACACACUCUUGGGGACCCACACCAGAGGAGCAGACAAAAACGUGGGAUACAAUGUUAGCGCGGCAAUGUUUUAAGCUGUACUAGGAUGUCCGGCCCGUGCCUCUAAAAGACCGUACAAAGCAGCCACUUAAUUCUGUAGCCGUGAAUAUUAAUUCUUCAGUAACACAGGAACUCCAGCCCUAGACGUAAAACAGUGUGGUUCAUCCUGUGCAAUAAUUUUUAUGCAGUGCUGCCCCCUGCUGGAAGAUACACUCUAAAUCAGUUUCCUUUCAGAGUCUGGCUCCGGUAGGUGCCUUCCAGGCUGCGCCACCAAGGCGAAGACAAAAAGGGUAUGACUGCUCUGUCCACAGACACUAUAAGGGGGGCCUGGCCGAGAUGGAGCUUCUUUGUCUCCAGGAUGUGCCCCGCGCAGUGGCUGCAGGGGGUCUCAUGGUCUGGUACUCAUCCGUUAGCACGAAUGGGCUUUUCUCCUCAGGGACCGAGGGUACUGCUGUCUGUUUGUGUCUCUCCCUCUCCCAGUUUAACACCCAAGGAUGCCAGGAUGCAGUGGUCUUGCCCUCCCCUGUCUCCAACCAUCUACUUUACAAAGAGAUGUACUUUUAAAGACAAGAUUAAUAACAGAGACCGAACAGAUUUUUCUCUUCCAUUUUCCUCCUUUUUAGGCAGUUAAACAGAUCUCCUUGGGUUUUGAGUGGAGACUUCCCUCCAUGUCUUUUUAAGUUUUAACCACUCCUGCUACCCCUGAUUUAUAGUUUUUCUCCCACUUGAAGCCAUGAUGUUUCUGUCUAUGCCACUUGUUCAGAGCCAGUCAUACGAGUAUGCAUGUCUCAAAUCACUCCUUUUCCACUGGCCAACAAUAUCCCCCCACCUCUGAGCUGGCAGCAAACAUCUGCUUCACAUUCUCACGUAUACAUACAGAAACAACAAUGCCAUAGGCCUAGCAAUGCCAAACCACUCUCUACUCUGGGUGCUCUAAAACCAAAGACCAAUAAUAUCAACCCUAGUAACUGAAAGGCACACACCUAGUUCUGCCCAGGCAGCGACUGAGAAAGUUUUGUUGUCUCAUUGCCUGCCUGGGACACGGAUCCCACCCCUGAGUCUUGGGUACUUGGUUAUAAGUGCACAAGGAAGGAUGAGUCUUGCUUCUGUUGUCUUUAGAGAGAAUAAAAGCCAAGAUGCUGGGCCAAGUGCUGGGGCUACUGGAGUCUCAGCACUGGCGGAUGGAACGCCUGUGGGUACGCCAGACCCAGACUUGGUGGGUCAGGUCUUGAGGCUGCCGAGGAGUAUGGCUCUGGGAGUUACGUCUGGCAGGGGAUUCCCGGAUGAUCAGGUGUACUAAAGGGACUGAAGUGGUCAGCGAUGUGACUGGAAAUGCAAUGAGGAAGUCGCCCUGCUCUCUUGAAGCCCCUCAAUACUUCCUGGGUGCUCUGUGCUUUUCCAUUUUGUGUGAGAGUCCAGGGACCGCUGUCCUCUGCAGCACCCCCUUGGGAACACAUGCAAGCCAUUCCAACCUGAAAAGGCAAAGCUUCUGAAAUCCCUGCAUCUCCGGGAUGCUGUCCACAUACCUUGGUGCUGUUCUUUGGCUCUGUCUACAUUCUCAUCUUCUGUAUGAUUCUGUUUUUCUUAAGAACAAGGAAAUGUUUUUAUAACUGUAAUAAUGGGUGCUACAAAAUUAAAGAUUGAUGUCAACUACUA